CCAAUAACUAUAAGCCUCACAUCCCCAUCCCCUCAUUUUCAUUGCUUUCAAUGGCUUCCCUCUUCACUUCUUGAACUAAAUCCAUUCCAAUUCCAAUUCCAAUUCCGAUUCCAAUUCCAGUCCCGCAUUUUAUCCGAAACAAUCAUGGCUACUGUUGCUUCACUCUCAUUCUGUGGAGUCACUCAAUCACCAACCGAAAGAAAAAUAUGUAUCCCGUCUUCAUCUCGCUCUAUACUCUCCGAUUCCUACUCCAUUCGCGUCCGUACAAGCUUCUCGUUUAAUCCAAUAAGCUUCCGGGCUUCAAACCGAUUAGUUGUCCAUUGCAUGUCUACUGAAUCAUCAGAUAUACCACCACCAGUUUCAGAGACAAAGUUGAAGUUUCUAAAUGCUUACAAACGCCCGAUACCGAGUAUCUACAACACGGUGCUGCAAGAGCUUAUUGUCCAGCAACAUCUGAUGAAGUACAAGAAGACUUAUCGGUACGACGCGGUAUUCGCUUUGGGGUUUGUUACUGUUUAUGAUCAGCUUAUGGAUGGAUACCCAAGUGAGGAUGAUCGUGAGGCUAUCUUUCAAGCAUAUGUUAAGGCACUAAAUGAAGAUCCACAACAAUACAGGGAUGAUGCACAGAAACUGGAAACAUGGGCGCGUGCGCAAAACGCUAGUUCGUUGAUUGAUUUUUCGUCGAAAACAGGAGAAGUUGAGGACAUGUUGAAGGAUAUUGCAGAGAGAGCAGGGGGUAAUGGGAGUUUUAGUUACAGCCGAUUCUUUGCUGUCGGUUUGUUUCGCCUUUUAGAGUUGUCGAAUGCGACAGAUCCCACUAUUUUGGAGAAGCUUUGUGCAGCACUGAACAUCAACAAGAAAAGCGUCGAUAGGGACCUUGAUGUUUAUCGUAAUCUGCUCUCAAAGCUUGUUCAAGCAAAAGAACUAUUAAAAGAAUAUGUUGAGAGGGAGAAGAAGAAGCGAGAAGAAAGAACCGAGCCUCGAAAGGCUAAUGAAGCAGUUAAAAGCUGCUUAGCUGAAAACUUAUACACCAGAAUGUAGCUAAUAAAGUAAUUUAAACCUUUGUUCAGUGUAAAUUGAGGCAUUAUAUUUUCUUUCGUUUACAAUGUUUCUUGAUAAAUUUGUUGUGAACAAGACGAUAAGCACUCGUUACACAGAUCCAAUUUCGUUGCGUAUAUAGAUAUGGUUGAUCAAGUGCUUACCAGUA
Helianthus annuus (common sunflower) is the source of this 1207-nucleotide messenger RNA. RefSeq names its product protein THYLAKOID FORMATION1, chloroplastic-like. The transcript has 5 exons. Bases 145 to 1041 code for a protein of 298 amino acids. Lineage: Eukaryota; Viridiplantae; Streptophyta; Magnoliopsida; Asterales; Asteraceae. The record is from RefSeq and is a predicted model, not a curated record. Gene Ontology annotation, cellular component: chloroplast thylakoid. Gene Ontology annotation, biological process: thylakoid membrane organization; protein import into chloroplast thylakoid membrane; photosystem II assembly.